AUGAUCAAAGAGAAUAGACUUCGGUUGAAUGACGAAGGAACCCAAGUUUCCAAUAUCUUGUUUACAUCUACAAGCGACGAUUUAGAUACAACAACAGAAGAAUUUGUCUUGUUGUAUGGAGAUCAAGAGCUUGGUGAAAAUGAUAAAUGCCGUCAGGCCGAGGUCAAAAGCUUUGACGAGAUGAGUACUCAGACCGAAGUUUUGACACGUACUCCUAAGCUUAAGUCUUAUGAUGCCUCUUCACAGACUGACGAGUUUGAUUAUUUAUUUAAUACAAAUAAGAAAGUAACUGACUUUGGCGAAGAGUAUUUUAGGAAUAGCGACAAUAAAGUACUACUUUAUAUUGGCCUUCCUUCUUAUGAAAUCCUGAACUUUGUGUUUGAACUCGUGUCACCGUCUGCUUCUCGUCGCUCCAAAACACUGAGUCCUUUUAAAGAAUUUGUUAUGGUCCUGAUAAAGUUGAGAUUGAAUGUUCCUUUUCAAGACCUAGCUUAUCAGCUGAACAUCUCAGUUCCAACGGUUUCAUGGACAUUUCAUUCUUGGUUGAUAACUAUGGACAUAAGAUUGUCUCCAUUUAUCCCCUGGCCAGAUCAUGAAAGUUUGAUAAGAUCAAUGCCACAAUGCUUCCAGUUCAGCUUUGGAACUAAAAUUACUGUGAUAAUUGACUGUUUUGAGAUUUUUAUUGAGAAACCUACAAAUUUAUUUGCUAGAGCACAAACAUUCAGCUCCUACAAACACCAUAUUACCAUUAAGGUCUUGAUUGGCAUCACACCGCAAGGUAGCAUUUCAUUUGUUUCUGAGGCACGGGGUGGGCAAACCUCAGACAAGGUUUUGACAGAAAACUGUGGUAUCUUGAGCAAGUUGGUUCCUGGCGACAUGGUGAUGGCUGAUUGA
Messenger RNA from Pocillopora verrucosa, 894 nucleotides. Lineage: Eukaryota; Metazoa; Cnidaria; Anthozoa; Scleractinia; Pocilloporidae. The record is from RefSeq and is a predicted model, not a curated record.